This is a messenger RNA of Drosophila takahashii, 974 nucleotides long. RefSeq names its product transmembrane protein 199. Lineage: Eukaryota; Metazoa; Arthropoda; Insecta; Diptera; Drosophilidae. The record is from RefSeq and is a predicted model, not a curated record. Gene Ontology annotation, cellular component: endomembrane system. Gene Ontology annotation, biological process: vacuolar proton-transporting V-type ATPase complex assembly.
AUGCUGAAGUCAACGAUCGUGGACGCACGAGUGCGCCUGGUGCCGUCCAAGAAGCUGCUGGACUUCCUGGACGCCCACAAGGAGCACUUUCAACAGGUGCCCGAAAAUGUGGCCAAGGUAAUGAAGCACAAGGGUCUCACUUUGCCUCUAAGAACAAAGAUAAUCAAGGAUGACGAGGUGGUCACCAAACGUCCAAAGAUCGACCAAGCUCUGCUGAAAAAGCUAACUGAAAAUAUAACAAAAACACCGGAUGAGUUCGUAAAUAAUAAGACGGAUUCCCCAGAAGAUAAGGAAGAAACACCGGAACAGGUGAAAAAUGUCCUGUAUUUGAGUGACCUGCACUGGCUAUCCAAAACGCUGCUUGAACUGCGCUCCCAGGACCUUUGCCAAGUCUUUCUCCAUCAGCUAAUUGAGUCCUGCGAACUCAUUCUGCCCGAAAACGAGAUGAAACCGCGAAAUCCCGAGUUGGAAGCCCGCUGCGAACGUCUUCGCGCGGAGCAGCAGAACCGGGAUUACCUCAAGAUGACCAAGAACGUGGAUGCCGGCCUGAAAAACUACCCCGAAGACACCAUUUCCUAUCAGAUCAAGAGCCUCAACAAGCAAAUCAUUGCCGUGGCCCAGUUCAUUUUCUCGGUGGCCGCUGGCUUUACUUUCGGUUUCUUUGGCGUCAACUUGAUGGUGGGUCCGCUGCCCUUCGGCUUUCGCAUUCUGCUGGGCGUCAUAGUAGCGCUCAUCAUAGCUCUGGCCGAGAUGUACUUCCUGGCCAAGAAGCUGCACGAAUACGACGAGGUCCUGGAUGCUCCCAAGCGCAAGCCGCAGCCAUCGACGCCGGUUAAGCGCAAGGUGGUCGUCGCCCAGCCGCCCGCCGAGGGAAGCCAAGUGCAGACACUGAAAGCCCAUGCUGACUAGUUAAUUACAUCCUUGUAUUAUUUCGCGUUGCAAUGUUAGGUUAUAUAAAUAGCUGUAAAAGUUUA